This is a messenger RNA of Diachasma alloeum, 414 nucleotides long. Its product is annotated as pleckstrin homology-like domain family A member 1. The coding region runs from base 1 to 414 and encodes 137 amino acids. The record is from RefSeq and is a predicted model, not a curated record. Lineage: Eukaryota; Metazoa; Arthropoda; Insecta; Hymenoptera; Braconidae. The transcript has a single exon.
AUGGCACGCAGCAUAUCUCCUUCACCAGCAUUGGGUGGAGGAGUUGCAGCUUCAGCUCUAGCUCCAGCCCCAGACACACUUCCACCUCCAGCUCCAAUCCCAGACCCAUCACCAGCCCCAGACUCACGUCCACCUCUAGCCCCAGACCCACAUCCAGCCCAGACCCAUCACCAGCCCCAGACCCACCUCCACCUCCAGCCCCAGUCCCAGACCCAUCACCAGCCCCAGCCCCACCUCCAGCCCCAGUCUCAGUCCCAGACCCUCCUCCACGUCCAGCCGCAGUCCCAGAUCCUGCUCCUUCAGGUGUCCUACGGCCUUCAAAUGCAGGAUUUGGUGGAGGCCUUCGGAGCUGCGAAUAAGAAGGAAUCACACAUUCAAGGAAUGAACGAAAAUGCAAGCAAAAAAACCUGGUAA